This is a messenger RNA of Fundulus heteroclitus (mummichog), 1453 nucleotides long. RefSeq names its product flap structure-specific endonuclease 1 (gene fen1). Gene Ontology annotation, cellular component: nucleus. The transcript has 12 exons. The coding region runs from base 245 to 1387 and encodes 380 amino acids. Gene Ontology annotation, molecular function: manganese ion binding; DNA binding; magnesium ion binding. The record is from RefSeq and is a predicted model, not a curated record. NCBI's taxonomy places the organism in Eukaryota, Metazoa, Chordata, Actinopteri, Cyprinodontiformes, Fundulidae.
AGAAGUGUCCGUAGAGAUGCUCACUCUCUGGUUAUUAUUGUAGCGCACUAGUUAACAAAAGCUUCUUUACCGCGCUUGUUAAAAGGCACAAUUAGCGCACCGUGUUAGCUAAGUAACACUUCGAGUUGAAUGUAAUUAGCAGCAGUAACUUGGCGUGUGCUAAAUCGCUACAUAUAUUUAUUUCUCAGUUACAAAAAGCCUGUUAUUCUAGCCCCUCAGUGCUGAGUGUAUAUAACAUCUCACAAUGGGAAUUCACGGACUGGCCAAGCUGAUUGCCGACCAGGCCCCCGGUGCCAUCAAAGAGCAGGACAUCAAGAACUACUUCGGCAGGAAGAUUGCCAUCGAUGCCUCCAUGUGCAUCUACCAGUUCCUGAUCGCUGUGCGGCAGGAUGGGAACGUUCUGCAGAACGAAGAUGGAGAGACUACAAGUCACCUGAUGGGAAUGUUUUACCGCACAAUCCGCAUGUUGGAGAACGGGAUCAAGCCGGUGUACGUGUUUGAUGGGAAACCUCCACAGCUCAAGUCAGCAGAGCUGGAGAAGAGAGGGGAGAGAAGAGCAGAGGCUGAGAAGCUGCUUGCUAAAGCUCAGGAAAUGGGUGAGCAGGAGAAUAUUGACAAAUUCUCCAAGCGACUUGUUAAAGUCACCAAGCACCAUAACGACGAGUGCAAGAAGCUGCUGACCUUGAUGGGAGUGCCUUAUAUUGAGGCCCCGUGUGAGGCUGAGGCCAGCUGUGCUGCUCUGGUUAAAGAAGGGAAGGUCUAUGCUACAGCGACGGAGGAUAUGGACGGGCUCACCUUUGGGACAAAUGUCCUGCUCAGACAUCUCACCGCCAGCGAAGCCAAGAAGCUUCCUGUUCAAGAAUUCCACUUUAAUCGCAUCCUGGAGGACAUCGGUCUGACCAGUGAACAGUUCAUAGACCUUUGUAUUCUGCUGGGUUGUGACUACUGUGGCACCAUCAAGGGAAUCGGCCCCAAGAGAGCCAUCGACCUGAUCCGACAGCACGGUACCAUCGAGGAGAUCCUAGAGAACAUUGACACAACUAAGCAUCCCGCCCCAGAGGACUGGUUGUAUAAGGAAGCCAGAAAUUUAUUUUUGAAGCCAGAGGUGGUGGACUGCUCCACAGUGGACCUGAAGUGGAGGGAGCCCGAUGAGGAGGCUUUGAUCCAGUUCAUGUGCAGUGAGAAACAGUUCAGUGAGGACAGGAUCCGUAACGGCUGUAAGAAGAUUUUGAAGAGCAGACAGGGCAGCACGCAGGGAAGACUGGACUCUUUCUUCUCUGUCACUGGUUCCCUGUCCUCCAAAAGGAAGGAACCGGAGACCAAAGGACCUGCAAAGAAAAAGCAGAAAACUGGAGCGACUCCGGGCAAAUUCAAGAAGGGAAAAUAGAUUCGACACAGAUCACCGUUGAUGUUACCAUCAUAGAUGCAACGUAUUAAAUGAGAAUUAUAACCA